AUGGCGGGAACGGGAUUCGGUGGCGCUAUAGCCCCGACGCCACUGGUUAGAUCAUGGAGAGCCGCCUUUUUAACACUGAGAGACGAAACCCUAACGAAUCCUCCUCGCAAUUCCACAGCUCAAUUGCUCCAGAGUCUUAUUUUCUCUCAUUCUCAUACUCUGUUAAGUGCAGCACCCGAACUUUCUUCUCACGAGAUUUUAUCGGACAUUGCGUUUCUGAUGGAAUUGGUUGCUGCUACUUCUUCAGAUGAAGAAGACUGUGUUCAUAUCUAUACUCAAACAUCACGCUUGGUCCAUGAUAUAUGUCGACAAGUUAAGUUUGACAUAAAUAGCUCCUCUUUCGGCAGUGUUCUUGGUUCUUUCGGGAAGAUGCUGGAUAGGUUUCUUGGAAAAGAUGCUACUGGGGAUAAGUUAACUGGAAUUUGCAGAGCCGCAGCAAUUGUUUCUGCCGUUGAAUGCUUGCAUGCUAUUAGAUGUAUCAUUACUCUACCGCAUCGAAGAUGGUUGCAAUCUGAAGAUACUAUACUAGUUAAAUUUCUACUUCAUGUCAUUGUUAGCUCUCAAGAAAGCAGUUCAAGUGAGCUACAAGCAGUAUCUUUUGAGAUGCUCGGCGAAGCAAUCUCAAGAGCUGGGUCAUCUUUCCCAGUUGAUAUCUGGAGAUCAAUGUUUGAGGUGGUCAGAAAAACAAUGGAUGUCAUGGUAUUAAAAACCUCAGUUGUGGAAGAUAAUGCAAUGUCCAGGUUUUAUGAAUCUUUCCUGAGCUGUCUGCAUCUGAUCCUUACUGAUGCUAAAUGUUCAGUAUCUGAGCAUGUGUCAGUUUUUGUUGCUGUGCUGCGAAUGUUCUUAAAUUACGGACUUUCUGGUAGAACCCCAAGUACUUUGCUAGUUGGCCAUACGAAAAAGAAUCUUAAUUAUGGAAGUCCUAAGAAUCUUAAUUAUGGAAGUCCUAAGGUACACAGGGAUCAACUGAACAAGUCAGAUCAUAGUGUAUAUCGGCCACCACACUUGCGCAAAAAGGACUGCUCAAAUGUGAAGCCCAAUAGAACAACGUAUUUUCAAUAUAUCUCUGAUAGUGAAUCUUCUGCUAUCAAUGUUACAUCUUCAGAUUCAGAUUUUAGUGAUGGAGAUGGGUCAGCUAAAGAGAGUAGAGUGCAGUACUCUAGGGUUAGAGUUGCUACUAUAAUUUGUAUGCAGGAUCUUUGUCAAGCUGAUUCUAAAUCUUUCUCCAUGCAAUGGUCGUUGCUUUUGCCAACCAGUGAUGUACUACAACCAAGGAUGCGUGAUGCAACUUUAAUGACUUGCCUGCUAUUUGAUCCUUGUUUGAAGGCACGUAUGGCAUCUGCGUCAACACUAGCGGCCAUGUUGGAUGGUCCAUCUUCCAUUUUUCUGCAAGCAGCAGAGUACAAAGAAUCUAGCAAAGUUGGAUCUUUUACGGCACUUUCAAGCUCCCUUGGGCAAAUUUUACUGGAAAUUCAUAAAGGUAUUCUUUACUUAAUACAGAAUGAAGCUCAUGGUAAAUUGCUGGCAUUGUUGUUCAAAAUUAUCAGGCUUUUGAUAUUACAUACACCAUAUUCGAGAAUGCCACCAAAUUUAUUGCCUACUGUUAUUACUUCUCUUAGGACGAGGAUUGAAGAAGGGUUUCGGUCCAAAAGCGACCGGAAUAAUCUGCUGGAUGCUGCAGUUGGUUGUUUGACAUUAGCUCUGUCUUCCUCACCAUCCUCUGCUCAAGUAAAGAAGUUGCUCUACAAUGAAGUUUCCUCAGGUUAUCUCGAAAAAGAAAAGAAGCCGGGUGUUCUUUCUUUGUUAUUUGAAUAUGCAUCACAAGGAAGUUCCCCAAGCAUUUGCCUUGAAGCCCUUCAGGCACUUAAAGCUGUAUCCCACAAUUACCCUAGCAUAGUGACUACAUGUUGGGGACAAGUUUCUUCAACUGUAUAUAGUUUCCUUAGUAUUGUAUGUCCUGAAGUUCCUUCAAAGCAGUCAAAUGAACAUGCUGGGAGUACAACAUCAUCUAUUAACGAAAAAAUUCUUAUUGCUGCUAUAAAGGUUCUAGACGAGUGUCUUCGUGCUGUGUCUGGAUUUCAAGGAACGGAAGAUCUUUCAGAUGAUAAAGUUGUGGAUGUUCCUUUUACAUCCGACUGCAUUAGGUUGAAGAAGGUAUCAUCUGCUCCAUCUUAUGAACUAGAGUGCAAAGAGGAUGCUGUAGUUAACUCUGAAGAAUGUGAAUCUGGAAUUGAGCAAUGGUGUGAUGCAAUGGAGAAGCAUAUGCCUCUUAUCUUAUGUCACUCCUCUGCAAUGGUGAGAGCUGCGUCAGUUACAUGUUUUGCGGGAAUGACUUCGUCUGUGUUCAUCUCUUUCACAAAGGAGAAGCAGAACUUCAUUUUGUCUUCUUUAGUCCACACUGCUGUUCAUGAUAACGCAUCAUCAGUGAGGUCUGCUGCCUGUCGAGCUAUUGGAGUCAUUUCAUGUUUUCCACAAGUGUGUCAGAGUGCAGAGGUACUUGACAAGUUUAUUCAUGCUAUUGAGAUAAACACUCGAGAUGCCCUAAUCUCUGUUAGGAUAACGGCUUCAUGGGCAUUGGCAAAUAUAUGUGAUGCCAUUCGUCACUGUGUUAGAAUUCUUCACUUUGGACAGAUAGAUUCAAACUCCAACCCCCAGUUUAUUGUAUCAUUGAGCGAAUGUGCUUUGCGUCUUACAGAGGAUGGGGAUAAGGUUAAAUCUAAUGCUGUGAGGGCUCUUGGGUAUAUUUCACAAAUCUUCAAUUGUUCAACGCCAAGAUCUCAAGAUACGUUUGUGCACAACCCUGAGAAUCCAAUGAUGUGUAAACGGCGUUGCCUAUUGGAUUCCCUUGAAGAUUUUCAUAGGCUGGAGAAAAUAGUUCAGGCAUUUAUUUCCUGCAUUACUACUGGGAAUGUUAAGGUUCAAUGGAAUGUUUGUCAUGCUCUAGGAAACCUAUUCUUGAAUGAGACGUUAAGACUGCAGGACAUGAGUUGGGCGCCGGUUGUGUUUGGCAUCCUUCUGCAGCUAUUACAUAAUUCAUCUAAUUAUAAGAUCAGAAUACAAGCUGCUGCAGCAUUGGCUGUGCCUUUGUCGGUGCAAGAUUAUGGUCGAUCCUUCUCAGAUAUUGUGCGAUCCAUAGAGCAUAUAAUGGAGAAUAUAGAUCAGGACUCAACUUCAGGCCCUUCAAAUUUCAAGUAUAGGGUUUCAUUACAAAAACAGCUUACCUUGACCAUGUUACACGUUCUACGCUUCACAUCAAGUACAAAUGAUCAAAUGUUAAAAGAUUUUCUAGUGCAGAAAGCUUCCAUCCUUGAAGAUUGGCUCAAGGAACUUUGCUCAUCUGUUGAGGACACAGUUGAUGUUCAAGAUAAAUCCAUUGCAGACCGAAAGAAAGUAAUGAUAUCCAGCGCAAUACAAUCAUUGAUAGAAGUAUACAAAGAAAAACAACAGUAUGCAAUUGCUCAAAAGUUUGUGGAAUUAAACAACAACAUAUGA
This is a messenger RNA of Lathyrus sativus (Indian pea), 3492 nucleotides long. The record is from the annotation of a GenBank genome assembly. Lineage: Eukaryota; Viridiplantae; Streptophyta; Magnoliopsida; Fabales; Fabaceae.